This is a messenger RNA of Drosophila santomea, 729 nucleotides long. RefSeq lists its product as uncharacterized. The transcript is spliced from 2 exons. Bases 1 to 636 code for a protein of 211 amino acids. The record is from RefSeq and is a predicted model, not a curated record. Lineage: Eukaryota; Metazoa; Arthropoda; Insecta; Diptera; Drosophilidae.
AUGGAUCGGAGGGCUCUAGCGAUGCUGCUCCUGAUGAUCCGGGUGAUCCGGUUGAUCGUGGUGAUGGUGGUUAUCUUGGUGAUCCUUCUCCUCGAUGAUUCCUCUGCACCCGCUUAUCCGUAUUGCUGUCUCUCCUUGCGAUCGCUGCGAUUCUCUGAUCUCGGAUUUCACUUUGUUGACGUCAACAUGAAGAUUUUUGUUGCAGCCACCAUUUGCUUUUAUAAGAAAUGUGACCUAUCCCACCAUUUGCUGAUCCAUUCACGAUCCUUGCCAUCCUUGCAGUUCUUCAUCGCCGCCUUCCUGAUCGCCGCCUGCGUGGCCCUCGUCCAGAGCAGUGUCAUCUACUCGCCGGUGUCCUCGCUCUCCUCGGUGCCGGUGGUGCGCUCUGUUCCGGUGGUGCGCUCUGUCCCAGUGGUGCGCUCUGUGCCCGUGGUGCGCUCUGUCCCAGUGGUACGCAAUGUCCCAGUGGUGCGCAACGUGCCAGUGGUGCGCAAUGUCCCAGUGGUGCACAAUGUCCCAGUGGUGCGCAAUGUGCCGGUGGUGCAGUCCGUUCCAGUGGUGCCAUCCGUGGGACACGCCUCCGUCUACGAUGCUCCACUGGUGCAGCCCUAUGGAGGAUGGUUGAAGCAGAAGUAGAUUGGACGCCUCGAGCAACGAUCCUUUUCAUAUAUGUACCUUCGAUGCGAAACAAUAUCUCUGAAUAGAACGAACAAAUAUAUACUAUCACAA